Messenger RNA from Belonocnema kinseyi, 822 nucleotides. Its product is annotated as trypsin beta-like. Gene Ontology annotation, biological process: proteolysis. Lineage: Eukaryota; Metazoa; Arthropoda; Insecta; Hymenoptera; Cynipidae. Gene Ontology annotation, molecular function: serine-type endopeptidase activity. The transcript has 2 exons. The record is from RefSeq and is a predicted model, not a curated record. Bases 1 to 822 code for a protein of 273 amino acids.
AUGAUUCAACAAGUUCCUUACAUUGUCAAUCUUCAAAAGAAUAAAAAUAAUAUAUGUGGAGGCAGCAUAUUAUCAGAAACUGUGAUCAUCACUGCAGCUCAUUGCAUUGAAGAUCAGGGGAAGCACAGAAUUUUAUCUGGUUCAUCAUACGUAUCAAAAGGAACACAACACAAAAUAACAAAAAUAAUAAUGCACCCAGGAUAUCAUCCGAAAUCUUUUGUCGAUGAUCUUGCAUUGCUUAUAAUUUAUCGUCCUAUCGAUUUUAGAUGUUCACCGAAUAAAAAAAUAUCACUCUAUGAUGGACAUGUUACACCAAAUAUUCCUGCAAUUACUAGUGGUUGGGGUUGCAACGGCAUUAAAUGGUUCAGAGAUUUACACCGGUAUCCUAAAUGUUUACGAUCAAUCACUGUGCGUAUAAUCAGCUUGGCGGAGUGUCGAACUCGCUAUCCACAUGACCUGGAUAUUACAGAUAAAACAAUUUGCACUUUCAAUGGGGCACUUGAAGCAAAAAAACACUGUAGCGAUGGUGAUUCUGGCGGUCCUCUAGUUUUAAAUGAUAAACUGAUUGGUGUUAUGGCUUGGAAUAGGGAAGAUGCACAUGCAAAUGCUCCUGAUGUCUUCAUGAACUUGGCUCAUCCGGCAUACAGAAACUGGAUUAUUUCACACAUGUCGCAAAAUUCAUCCAAUCCGAUAUAUCCAUUCAGUUCAUGCAGUCACACUACACACCGUCUUCCAAAUCCAUACUAUUGUCUAAAUCCACAUCAUCAUCCCAAUCCACACCAACAACCCAUUUUAUGCAAUCAUGUUAUCCGAAGAAAGUAG